UUCCGCAUUCAGUCAGUUUUAAUCUUCAGGAUUGUGUACAUCGAACAAUAAUGUGGUUUAACAAAAUUGUUUUUGCGUUAAUGCUGGCUACGGUGACAGUACAUGCCAAUUACUAUGUAAGCAAUGUUUCGACACAUUGGAGCAUGGCAAACUGCACACUUGCAGAACCACAGCUGGCUUACAACAAUUCAUCAUUCUACGUCAACGAAUCGUUAGGGUUACAGUUCAACGACACGGACGUUUGGGUUGGAUAUCGACUCGCUAAGAUACCUUUUAUGUUGAUCGGUUAUGGAAUUAUGAAUACCAUGCGAACAUACACAGUACCAAGCAUCGGCUAUUGUUUCAACGCAUGUGGUGGAGGGAGAUUCGGAAUAAAACUGCCGUUAUUCUCUGUUCUAUCAAAUACAAACACAUCACAUGGACAAAAUUGCAAGACUAAGUGCCAAACCCAAAAUAAGUGUGUUGCCGUUUUCUCUCAAAUAACCGCAAGCGGAGAAGUAUUUCCCAACGUUAGCAAUACGGGCGGAGAUUGUAUGCAAUACUUUCACCCGAGGUUUGAAUGGGGGCCAUGUACAAAAUAUGAUCCAAUUAAAGUAAUGUGCAGCAACAGUUCACAUACAGAUGAAUCAGCGACUGCAGUCAUAUAUGUACAACCCUUAACUUAUAACUGGAGUAAGGGAAAUGCGUUAUGUUGGGACAAUGAUAAGCAUGCAGCAUCGUGGAAUAGUAUACGACGCGGUGGAUUUAACUAUAACGACGCCCAGUACCACUGGACAGGCAUUAUCCGGUCUACUGCAAUAGUCAAAAGAUCAGCUGUUCUCGACAAUUCAACAUGCCUUACUGAUCCGUUUGCGUUUGUGAUAAACAUGGAUGGUGCUUUGCAAAUUGCAAACAAUGGUAUCAGAGCAGCUCUUUGUAUACGUCAAGAUAUUGCACCAGCACCCUCAGAAAGCACAGCAGGAAUAGUAUCGACGAAUGUGUUUUUCUGUAAAAAUACUACUUCCGAAACGCUUACUCCGAGUGGUUCUACUUCUCAAGGUCCUUCCUAUGGAGGUACUACUCAAACAAGUACAACAGAGUCUACCCCCGACGGUUCAACAACUGCAGUUUCGAACACUAAGACUUCAUCAUCUCAAGGUUCAUCGGCAAGUGUUGGUAUAGGCAUCGGUGUGGCAGUUGUAAUACUGAUUGCAGUCGGAGCAGUAGUUAUGAUUGUUGUAUUAAGAAAAAGGGGUCUAUUGCAGUGCAGAUCGGGGCUGAACAAACCUGGCGUCGGAACACUCGCGAUUUCAAGCAGGUCGUAUGAAGAUAACGUUGAAAAUCAUAACUAUUUUAUACUUGAGAAAAGCGCGCAGUCAGCUGAAGGCAUAUCUAAUCAUUUUAAAAGAGCAAAUGAACCCAAUGAGGAAAAUCGUGAGACUGAUCAUUAUAAUGUUAUUGAUAAAAUAGAGGAUCCUUAUCAAAGUGUAAACGAUGACAACGGUGAAUAUGACUACACAACCAAUGCUGUAACCACCGGACCAAAUAGCAGGAAGCCAAAAAAUGUAUAUAAUAAAAUCAAAAUAGACCGGUCUGGAGACUACGACCACGUAGGAAGACGCGAGCAUAAUAUUUCCCCCGCAGGCAACGACUUUGAUACAACUGCUUUGGGGGUCAUAAAUGAUGGCGUCGGCGACUAUAACCACAUUUCAGAUUUUGCCAGUACAAAAUUUACAAACGCGUAAACGCCACAAACAGCUCAUCGCAAGGGGGUAAUUAAUACAAUAAAGCUCCGAAUUCCACAAAGAGACAUACUCUUGUUUAAAUACAUACAGUAACGUUUCCACAAACUUUGACACAAAAAGGACAUUGUACAAGAUUUUAUAAACAUAUUAUUCUCCUGUAUCUCAUUUGCAAUAAACAGCACAUAUGAACAAACAUUAAACUAACGUGCUAAUACAGCUACAGUCAUGUGCACGUUUUUAAAUCUAAUUACCCAUUUUACUUAGGCUUAAUAAAGCUGUCGCUAAUAUGCUUUUUCUUUCAAAUAUAUAAUUAAAUCGAACAUAUAUUCAGACAUAAAACGUUUAUUUAUAGAUUUUUUCAGAUGCAUGAAUUCCAAAAUUUACUCAUCGCUUAUGGCCAAAAAGGCACGGCUAUGUAUGCAAUUUAUAUUUGUUCUGUGAAUUCUUAAGCAUAAUGCGUUUACGUAACAAUACAUACAAUGUUAUUUUGUAACAGCUAAUAGCACUAUAAACGAGCUACUCAUCAAGUCCGCAUCGAAUGGACAUAAAUAAGUUACACAUUAUAAGAGCUUGAACAUGUAGUGCGUGUUACAUUAGAAAAGACGCCGGUAUUGUAUAUGUUGUGUUUAAUAUAUGAUAAUAUUUACUAUGAACUGCAUUUUCAGAUGUAUUUAAUAAAUAGUACUUUAUACUGUUUCACUUCAAUAAUAAAUUUACAGGUCACAUGCGAUCUCAUUUUGUCGCAGAUUUAAUAUAACUUCAAUUACAACCAUCUCAAAACCAAAUACAAAACGUUUUACAAUGCUCAAGUUUAUACAAUCAACAUAUCUACAUAUAUUGUGCAAUUUGUCAUAUCUUAUCACGAUGAUAACGAUGUGAAUAGGUAAAAUUUUAUCAAUUAUAUACAUUGGCUAUGAAUACACCUCGAGCGAAUGUAUCUCAAAACACUUCCAAGAAAGUUAAUUUUAUAAGGACAAUAAACAUUAAGUGACAAUAUAAAUGUGGUUCUUCGAGGAAAUUUGUAUUUUGCUGGCAAAUUUUAUACUUACAAAUUAACACGUAAGUUAUCAAUACAAUGUGUGAUAUAUGCGGAUGAAAAAAUAUAUACAUACAAUCAACGAUAAAACCUAUACACCGGAAUGAAGACUGAUAUAAUCCCAUCCAUCAAUGAUGAAUCGAUAUGUCUGAAUAAAAUACUGACUUGUAUAUGUUUUGUUUAACGAAUAUUUAAAAUCGUCGGACAAUUUCUACCGAUAUGGACAAAGACACUAUGUUCAUACAUGAAUAAAUAGUAUGCAUUGCCACUGCAAAUUUAACAUUAAUGCCAAGGGCUGCUAUGGUGUGACACUGUGUGAUAUACAUACUAUUUCCUCACAUAUAGUAUUGUGUAGUACAUGCGACGGGCAACACGUAUGUGAGUACAUACAUGCAGAACAUACACAAAUAACUUAGAAUAAUUGCAUACACGUUUAAUUUGUCUAUUUAUGAAAUGUAUAAGCUAUUUAAUGAUUACUAUUGCCAAUAUAUAUUGUUUUUGAAAAUUCCGCGUUAAGGAUAAUAGAGGGGUAACAGUUAACUGAUCACACGUGCACUUGAUAUUUUAUGACAUACUUGUAUACGCUUAA
Messenger RNA from Dreissena polymorpha, 3349 nucleotides. RefSeq lists its product as uncharacterized. The transcript has 10 exons. NCBI's taxonomy places the organism in Eukaryota, Metazoa, Mollusca, Bivalvia, Myida, Dreissenidae. The record is from RefSeq and is a predicted model, not a curated record. The coding region runs from base 51 to 1724 and encodes 557 amino acids.